Messenger RNA from Fraxinus pennsylvanica, 1458 nucleotides. Lineage: Eukaryota; Viridiplantae; Streptophyta; Magnoliopsida; Lamiales; Oleaceae. The record is from the annotation of a GenBank genome assembly.
AUGUUACGUGUUGGUUAUUUUUUUUUGCUGUUUUUAUCACUUUUGUGCCAAGUAUUGGUUCCUUCAACCUCCAGUGGCCACCAGCCCCGCCGGGUACUCCUCCAGAACGGUAAUGUCUCCAACCGUUGCCCGUUAGACUUUGGUGUUUUACGGAAAGGCAAGAGGCCAAGUAACGUGGAUAUCCGUUCGGAAUGCCAGUAUGUUAAACAGGGCAUCCGGCUCGUUGAAUCUGAGUAUCUACGAGUCACCAGCUCGUUCCUCCCACCGCUGGACUCUGCUGAAUCGUGCUGGGACUCAUAUGAGUCUCUGGUCAACGAGUAUGAACCCAUCUACGACAUACGCAGUCGGUGUGGCUUCGAGACGGAGUGGAUUGCCCGUGGCUGUAUGAACAUCACGACACGAUCCGAGUUCGAAUCCGUCAUCCCGCGGAAGGAUCUCGACGACGUCGUUUCAGCAUGUAACCAGUCCCUCCUUAACAACUCCCCUUGUGCCACCUGUACGACUGCCAUUUCCAGGCUUCAGGCCUCGUACCUUACCGGCCCGUCAAUCGGGAACGUCUCCGAUUGUACGGCCUACCCCUUUGUCUACGUCGCUGCUUUUGCAAAUCACUUUGGGCCCACCAAUGAAGGCACAGCGAAGUGCUUAUUUAAUAUCGAUUUCACAUCGAGCGGAUUUUGGUUUUUCCGGCGGAGAAGGAAGAAAAUUUUGAAGCGAAAGUUGACAAAUGCUACGAAUGAGGUUCGCUUAACUUCCGGGUUGGAUUCGAUUAGUGGGAGUACUACAUUGAUUAGGUUCAAAUUUGAUGAAAUUAAGGCGGCCACGAAGAACUUUUCAAGGGAGCAUAUAAUUGGGAGAGGAGGGUAUGGGAAUGUGUACAAGGGAGUGUUACCAGAUGGUUCUGAAGUGGCAUUGAAGAGGUUCAAGAAUUGUUCUGCUUCUGGUGAUGCGAGUUUCACGCACGAAGUGGAAGUUAUUGCCAGCAUUAGACAUGUGAAUUUGGUGGCGUUGAGAGGCUUUGGAGUAGUGCUUCUUGAGCUUUUGAGUGGGAAAAAAGCGCUGAUAGCUGUUAAUGAUGGCCAACCUACACUCAUCACUGAUUGGGCUUGGUCUCUGGUUAGGAAUGGGAGAGCAUUGGAGGUUGUUGAAGAUAUGCCAGAUUUGGGUCCUCCCGAUGUCGUAGAGAAGUAUGUGUUAGUGGCUGUUCUUUGUUCACAUCCGCAAUUACAUGCUAGGCCGACAAUGGACCAGGUUGUUAAAUUGUUAGACACUGAUGUAUCAAUUCCUUCCAUACCAGAAAGACCUAUAUCGCUCAUAGCAAAUAUUGAUGAUAUUGAGCGGUUAGCAAGCAGCAGCGGUUCUGGGAAUUUGUCUACGCCUGCUGGCUAUCAGCAUUAUACUUUUGAUGAAGACCGUCCUCAGACUCCCAAGAAAGAUAAUGAAAACUCUGAUGGAUGGUAA